Populus euphratica (Euphrates poplar) is the source of this 745-nucleotide messenger RNA. Its product is annotated as bet1-like SNARE 1-1. The transcript is spliced from 6 exons. The record is from RefSeq and is a predicted model, not a curated record. NCBI's taxonomy places the organism in Eukaryota, Viridiplantae, Streptophyta, Magnoliopsida, Malpighiales, Salicaceae. The coding region runs from base 175 to 546 and encodes 123 amino acids.
CAGUGGCUCACAGCGCUUCAUCUAUCUGUAUUCUGUCCUUUGCCCUGUAAAUAAAAUUCCCAGCUAUCUCCAUCGCCUCUCUUUCCUUCCUUCGCAAUUCACCCCAAAGCAUCUUCAAAAGCUGUGUGAGAUUGUUGCUGCAAGAGAAGCAGAGAAGGCUGUGAUCUUGAAGCCAUGAAUUCGAGGAGGGACAUCCGAAACAAUAGAGCUGCUCUUUUUGAUGGAAUUGAGGAGGGUGGAAUCAGAGCCUCACCCUCUUACUCCUCUCAUGAGAUUGAUGAGCAAGAUAAUGAAAGAGCUUUGGAAGGAUUGCAAGAUAGAGUCAUUCUGCUGAAGAGACUGUCAGGUGAUAUAAAUGAAGAGGUGGACAACCAUAAUCUUAUGCUAGACAGAAUGGGCAAUGAUAUGGAUUCUUCCAGGGGAGUGCUGUCAGGAACCAUGGAUCGCUUUAAGAUGGUAUUUGAAACCAAAUCAAGCCGUAGAAUGUUUACACUCGUGGCAUCAUUUCUGGUCCUAUUCCUAAUUGUAUACUAUCUCACUAGGUAAUAUUCCUAUGAUGGAUUUGGUAUAGCUGUGGGCCUUAUGUUAGAACCGGGAUCACCCCAUUUAACGUUUUUACUAUAAUCAAUGUUCCUGCUUGUGAUAGACUCACCCCGGCAUGCUUUGUGUAAAGAUGUUUCAUGUCUUAAACGUGUGUUGAAUUCAUGGAAUGGAUGUAAAGUCUUUGCUCGUGUUUUUGUUUUCA